This is a messenger RNA of Pieris macdunnoughi, 1008 nucleotides long. The record is from the annotation of a GenBank genome assembly. NCBI's taxonomy places the organism in Eukaryota, Metazoa, Arthropoda, Insecta, Lepidoptera, Pieridae.
AUGGAACUGGUGUCAUUUGGCAAGGAAUUGCUUCACGAAGCCGCAGAGGUCGCUGCUAGUUAUCGAGUGGGUCAAUCGGCCCUCAGAUUCGUUGACAAAGCCCUUUGGACCGUCGAGAAGUCGGCGAGAUGGGCCGUGCCACCACCCCUGGAACAGGACGAGAGACAGCCAGAGUUAAUACGUCCUCUACCCUGGGUGUUCUUCCUGAUGUUGCUGGUAGCCCUUCGAGUCAUCAGAGAGUCCAUUUCUCUCAUUAAUUUGUUCCUUGGGAAGCCGCCGCUAAGAUCCGCCGAUGUGGUGAUAUACAUCCAAGGAAAGCGUCGCUACUUGCGCACGUUGAAAUACCAAGGCAGUCGAAUGAUGCGCGCGCGCAGCGAGCCCAAGUCUUGGCGAAGUGGGAUUUACUCUCUGUUCGAGUUUACGAUGUGCUUCAGGAACUCUCACUGCCCCAAUAACAACUCGCAAAGCAGUGGAGACGAGCUGGUGAUGGUGUCCAGGAACGAGCCUAGCAUGGAGAGACUCCUGGAGAAGAUGGUGCAGGUCGAAGCCGACACCGACGACGCCAGCGAAACGGAGGAUUAUUGUUCAAUCGUUUCGGCCGCGAACACGAGGAGCGACGCGGAAAUGACGGAAGCCACCCUCGACAAGUCGUUCGAGGACUCCCGGGAAGAGAUCGUCACCUCCACUCCGGAGAAGCGAGACUCCGCUCCGGUGCACGGAGACGUGUCCGGAAUCGAGAACGCCCGGCUCGAAUCCGUCCUCGACUUCGUUCGACACGAGCGGAACGGACCGAACCCCGCCCACAAGAUAGGUGAGGCACCCCGAGCCCCACUUGAUUUGCCAACGGCAGAUCCGCGCACGCGUCGCCCUCCCGAGAGAGGUGAGUUCCCCGACCCGGACUUCGCCCCAUCCCUCGGCCGACGGCUUCCUAAUAGCUCGGAUUUUCCACAGGAUCGCAGGAGGCGAACUGAUAUAUUGAAGGUUCCACCGAACGAGCCUUACCAUUAG